UCAGCGCCGCGACACUUAUUUGAAAGCUUCUCACAUGGAGCAAUAGUUUGACACUUUCAUCUUUACCCUUUUGUGCCGCUAAUCUGCGCCGGGACUGACUUCGGCGCACACUUCCACCGUUACGGUUCACCUCUCCGCCCGCGUAUAGCUCUAAAUAGGUCACGGAGCCCGCUGUGGUUUGCCCGCUGACCCGCUCUGUAGCUCCCGAACUCCCGAUCAGAUUCCCGUUGUGAGUCCCGGCUACGAUGGUGGUGCUCAAACACCUCCCUCCACCCACCGAGGGCGUGCGGCACGAACAGACCGACACCACGGCGGUGAUGGACGGACAACGGCUUGGCUGCGGGACCCUUUACGUAGCAGAAACGCGUCUGUCGUGGUUCGAUGGCUCUGGCCUGGGCUUCGCUCUGGAAUACCCCUCCAUUGGGCUUCACGCCAUCUCCAGAGAUCUGAGCACAUACCCCCAGGAGCACCUCUACGUCAUGUUCAAUGGCAAACUCAGUGAAGAAAAUGAAUCCGAAAUGCCCGAAGACGACAGCGACAGUGAAGAGGACAGGGCCAUCACUGAAAUCCGAUUUGUGCCCACAGACAAGAGCGCAUUGGAGUCUAUGUUCAGUGCCAUGUGCGACUGCCAGGCACUGCACCCUGACCCCGAUGACCAGGACUCGGAUGAGGACUUUGAGGGCGAUGAGUAUGAUGUGGAGGAGGCAGAGCAGGGCCAGGGGGAUGUGCCCUCCUUCUACACGUGUGAGGAGGGUCUGUCUGCGCUGACGGCAGAGGGCCAGGCCACACUGGACAGACUGGAGGGCAUGCUGGCCCAAUCUGUGUCGGAGCAGUACCGCAUGGCCGGAGUCCGCACUGACGAGUCCACUGCCCAGUUUGAAGAUGGCAUGGAGGUGGAAGCAGAGGCGGGACAGUUUGAGGAUGCUGAUGUGGAUCAUUGAGCCCAGGCGAGCACUGAGGGCACUGUUGGUUCAUCUCUAUGUGAAUGUUUUGUAAAUGAGGACCAAUUUUGAGUUUGCCUAAAUAAAUUCUGUUUGUGUUUGUAUGAAUGUUUAAAUAAAAAGCACUUGUUUUGUAA
This is a messenger RNA of Periophthalmus magnuspinnatus, 1078 nucleotides long. RefSeq names its product chloride channel, nucleotide-sensitive, 1A (gene clns1a). NCBI's taxonomy places the organism in Eukaryota, Metazoa, Chordata, Actinopteri, Gobiiformes, Gobiidae. Gene Ontology annotation, biological process: chloride transport; cell volume homeostasis; spliceosomal snRNP assembly. Gene Ontology annotation, cellular component: plasma membrane; spliceosomal complex; pICln-Sm protein complex. The transcript is spliced from 6 exons. The record is from RefSeq and is a predicted model, not a curated record. Bases 246 to 941 code for a protein of 231 amino acids.